GGUAGAUGGCAGGUGAGACCCGGGUGGCCAGCGAUGGCUGCGGUAAGGUCCAGAUGGUGUCCGGAUCACGGAGGCCAACUGAAGGCGGUGGUGGAAGAGCCACGCACCUUGUGGAGCGCAUGUUGUGUUCCCACCGCUGUCUGUCCUGUCCCCGGCGUCCACCGCCCUAUGAGGAGAAAUGUAAGGAUACUAGAUAGCAACUCAAAGCCAUAUGAAGAAAUAAAGAACACUGGUAAAGGAUCAGGAGGAGGAGAACAAAUCUGCACCAUGAACUUGUGGCUCCUGGCCUGCCUAGUGACCUGCUUCAUAGACACCUGGGCCCCCGCUGUCCAAGCUCAAGGCGUCUUUGAGGACUGCUGCCUGGCGUACCAUCCGCAUAUUAAGAAGACUGUGCUCCGGCGGGCCCACAGUUACCAGCGCCAGGAUGUGAGUGGGAGCUGUAACCUACCCGCUGUGAUAUUCCACUUCCCUCGCAGACAUAAGAAGGUGUGUGGGAACCCAGAGGCCAAGUGGGUACAGAAUGGGAUGAAGUUACUGGAUAGUCGGAAAAAGCAUCACCAAGGCACCUCGGGAAACCUCCAAGGCUCGCACACUAUUGGGAAGAAGUUGAGCUCUGGAGCCUACAGGGUUCCACCUGGCAUCAGAAGCAGCAAGAGGAAUGCCUCCCUCCCAAUAACAGCUAACUAGGACUGUGAGACUGCACAUCUGCCGGAUCAAUCAACACAAGAUGGGCUGGAGUUUCUCCAUCGUGACUAUGGCCUUGCAGCCCCCCAGUUGCUCUAUCCUCCAAGCCAACUCUCAAACUCCUGUCCCUGAGUCUGUGUUGGUUCUCUCACCGCUGCCCCCUCCUGCUCCUUAGGCAGCUGUAAGGAGGGAGCUGGCCUCAUUUCAAACCCUUUGUUUUCUUUGAGAACCAGAGCCAGCCCUGGCCAACGGCUCUGAUAGGAAAUCAUCAAGGUACACCACCCAUUUGCAGUCUUUUGUUACCAACUCUGGGGCCACACCUGCCUGUGUCCCUCUGGGCCCUUGCAAAGCUCUAGUCCAUCCAGGGACACCCCUCUUGAGCUGUGCUUUUAAAAAUAAACCU
Messenger RNA from Eptesicus fuscus (big brown bat), 1087 nucleotides. It is a transcript of the gene CCL25, whose product is annotated as C-C motif chemokine ligand 25. Gene Ontology annotation, cellular component: extracellular region. Gene Ontology annotation, biological process: positive regulation of GTPase activity; lymphocyte chemotaxis; cellular response to tumor necrosis factor. The transcript has 7 exons. Bases 34 to 687 code for a protein of 217 amino acids. NCBI's taxonomy places the organism in Eukaryota, Metazoa, Chordata, Mammalia, Chiroptera, Vespertilionidae. The record is from RefSeq and is a predicted model, not a curated record. Gene Ontology annotation, molecular function: CCR chemokine receptor binding; chemokine activity.